Messenger RNA from Ophidiomyces ophidiicola, 2643 nucleotides. It is a transcript of the gene RCY1, whose product is annotated as F-box protein: endocytic membrane traffic, recycling ReCYcling 1. Gene Ontology annotation, molecular function: protein binding. Gene Ontology annotation, cellular component: exocyst; cytoplasm. The transcript is spliced from 3 exons. Gene Ontology annotation, biological process: exocytosis; Golgi to plasma membrane transport. The coding region runs from base 1 to 2643 and encodes 880 amino acids. NCBI's taxonomy places the organism in Eukaryota, Fungi, Ascomycota, Eurotiomycetes, Onygenales, Onygenaceae. The record is from RefSeq and is a predicted model, not a curated record.
AUGGCAUCCCGCCCAAAGUCACACGUGGCUCCCAAGGGCCCCAGGAGAGAUGUUUUGGCAUCUCUUAAGCUGGCUCACAUUGAAAUAUCCAAACCGAUAUUACCAGCAGAGUUGAUGUCCACCGUUCUCGAUUACCUUGAUCCAAUUGACCUUAUUAAUGUCGCAAAGACCUCACGGCGCAUGCAUGAGAUGGUGUACGACGACACAAGGUGGGUUCGGCUAUUAAAACAGAUGGGCUACUGGGAUGAACUCGAAGCAAGGAAGCAUGCCGGGUCUUUGCAAUCCAAUGGCCAGUCGAGCGGCUUGAUCUCACAGGGAUGGAUUACGACUCAGAGUCGAAUACCUGCAGCAUCAGUAGGGGUUCAGGCAGUUAAUAACACUGGUGGCUUUGAUGCAGUGGAAUUCACUGGGUCUAAUAAGAGUGGGCAGUAUCCCGAAGCUGCAACUACUCUUAAAGCCCUAUCUUCCGUGCAAUCAGUACGAGGAAAAGCUAGAGAACAGUAUGGGAAGAUCCAUGGGGCGUUAUACCCAUUAUAUCGUAAUGUCGUCACAUCUGAGGAAACUACUGAUUGCCUUGUCUUUAAAAUAUUUGAUAACCCGGAGGAGCAAGCCCAGCUGCUUGCACAUCUGCAAUCCUUUUCCCAUGUGGAUAGAAGUCGCGGCUGGCUUGAGAGGAAUACAAAGCUUUCCCUUGUGAUAUCAGACUUUGAAUCAGCUGCCCUCCGAGAGUUUAUACAUGGUUAUGACAAUGGAGAUAUUGAAGGGCCAAUGAGUAGAUAUGCUCGAGUGUUAGUUGCACUUAAUGGAGGCCAUAUCGCUAUUCAACAUUUCAUGCAGCAGAACAAUAUCAUAAGGCAAAAGACCGAUUUUGGAAGGCCUGCUGAUUGUUUGAAGCCUGGCAUGGUCUCUCUAGAGCAUACUCAGGCUUUUCUAACUCGCCUAAGUGUUGCGAUCAACGAGGAAGUCUCUAUCAUGGAUCGCUGUUUUCCAAACUGUGCUGGAUUAUCCACAACUUUCAUGGGGAUGAUUCAGCAAACUGUGCUAUCCCCGUAUUUUAACACCUUAUUUGAUGAGCUUCAUACUCAGUAUUCAAACUCAUAUCUACAGGCUGUUUCUGGGACUUACGUGCAAACGAGCAAUUUUGUUCGAUGUUUAAACCCUGCCAAAAACUUUCCUAAAGAAUUUCAUGAAGCUGCUAGUAAGAUGGUUGUCGAUGUGUUUGAAAAACACGUGGAGUUGUACCUUGUUGAAGAGUUGGAUGCCUUUCGAAAACAUUCCGAGGAUGUCGUUUCUGACUGGGACCGACAACUAUCGGAACAUGCCGCCUCGACCGAAUCAUUUUACAUGUCCAAUGUGAACAGACAAGCUGAUAAGAAAGAUUUCUUAACAUCAUUUAAGAAAGUUCUUAUGGCUCCUGUUAACAUACUUCCCGGUUUUUCCAAGUCAAGUACAGCCAAGGGGGAUAGCGUUGACAAACCAGCCCUCAGCCCAGGAUCUGUGGGGGCUUCACAUCCUAAUCGCUCAUCCACGAUCAUUGUUCCCGUUACUACCCCUCCAGUAUCUAAUGAGGCUCCUACGACCGAGCUAGCUGCGAAGGCAGCAAUCAUGAACGCUAAGCUGGAAGGGAUUCGCAGUCUUUUCAGUAUUGAGGUAGCACUGAAUCUGGUGCAUGUAGCAAAACUAAGCCUAGAAAGGGCAGCCCAAUUUGUUGAAAUGCAGGGAGAAUUGGGCAAAGCAGCGAGACAAAAAUGCGAAGCAAUAUUUAUUUCCCUACUACAGAUUCUUGGGCAGCAGCAUGUCAUAGCCGGCUUUGACAAAGCCGUUGGCCAUCUCUCAGUGUAUAAACCGCGACAACAACGCAGCGAGGAUGACCAACAAGGGGUCGAGCCCCUCGUUACCUUUCUGGAGCUUGUUAAUGUUGGCGAUUUGAUCUUGCAAAUGAUGGAUGUCUUCUACGAACAGGAGUUGAUUGGUGCUAGAUUAAUAGACAACAGCGACUUCCUUAAUCCAGCUGUAAAGGAAAAAAAACGGUUUGAACAAAUGCUUGAUGAACGGGUAGCUGCUGGAUUAAACAAAGGUAUUGACGUUCUCUUGGAAGAGGUGGAAUUUUUACUUGCGACUAAACAGACAGCGUUGGAUUUUUAUCCAGAAUCGGCAGACGGCAACAUCCAAGCAGUUGAUAUCGGACCAAGUGACGCAGCAACGAGCAUCGUACAGAUUGUCUCUUCGCACACACAAAUGUUAGUUGGCAGCACAGAUAAAAGUACCUUGGAUGUCUUCAAUCAAGAGGUUGGGCUUCGUUUAUUUGGUGUUCUAUGUAAGCAUCUUAAACGUCAGCGCAUCAGCAUUAUGGGCUCCAUUAAGCUGAUAAGUGAUAUGAAUUAUUACUUCACAUUCAUCCAAACCAUGAAGAACGAUCACUUGAUUCUCUAUUUCACUGCCCUUAGAGAAAUGUCGCAGCUUUACCUUAUUGAUCCGUCUGAUUCCAAGGAGAUGGCUACAAUUAUUGCUGAUGUUGAUAGGUUUAAAGGCAUCCUUCGUGCAGAAGAAGUGUAUGAGUUUGCGGAGAGAAGAGCUGACUGGUACCAAGUGAAGCGAGAUGUUGAGCGGGCUAUGUUUGGAAUUGGAUGCACGGUAAUAUGA